Molecule: messenger RNA, 1814 nt
Organism: Tigriopus californicus
Lineage: Eukaryota; Metazoa; Arthropoda; Copepoda; Harpacticoida; Harpacticidae
Product: receptor-type tyrosine-protein phosphatase eta-like
Exons: 7
Coding region: 145-1659 (504 amino acids)
Biological process (GO): protein dephosphorylation
Molecular function (GO): protein tyrosine phosphatase activity
Source: RefSeq, a predicted model, not a curated record
GCCCACCCUUUUAAUUGUAGUAGUGUCAUUGUGCCAUGUCGAAACAAUCUCUCCGCCUUGAACGUUACUGGGGCAAAAGUGAAGUGAGAAAGAUGAUUUAACCAACUGCCUCACACCAACCAAGUGUCUCGUCGUACUCUCAUAAUGAGGGAUCGACCCGAGGUGAAAGCGUUUGCUUGUCUCAUGCUUGGCAUCUUUGCGUGUUUAUUGUUCCAUUUUAAGUUCAGCCAAAACAAUCAACUGAAAGGUGUAGUGAUCGUCAGUCGAUUCACUACCAAGAAAUAUGGCUUAUCAUCUGCACAUAACAUAAAGGACAGUACCAAUGAGCCUGAACACACCCACUUUUCUCCCCAUCUCGGAAACUUGUCCCCCACUCCAUGGGGGGUAUUUGAAGACAGUCUCACCGAUGACAAUAAAACAACAUUGCAUCCUUCCUCAACUUCGUCUGAAGGAAACGAAACCACUACUACGACCAGUGAUGGCAAUACCUUCACAACCACGGCCAAUGAGGGGUUCUCGACCACAAGCGAGAAACCAAUCGAGCCCCCACCGGAGGAGUCCAAUUUGAUUGCUAUUCUUUUGGGAACUUUCAUACCAUUAGUGGUUCUGAUCAUAGUGGGAUUUAUCCUUUUCCGUGUUUGGAAACACAAGAAGCCCAAAGUCAAGCUCGCCAAUAAAGUGUCCCAAUAUGAGCGUCGUUUGUCGUGCCAUCCCAUGUCUGUUCGCGAAUUCAAUUCUCAAUUCCACAUUCGACUUCGAGAUGGUGAUGUAAACAAGGAGUUUGAGUUGCUCCAAGAAUAUGGAAACUCGCUUCAAAUGAGGCGUCCCAGAAACAUUGGCCAAAUGGACAUUAAUAAGCCCAAAAACCGAUUUGUGGACAUUAUUCCCUAUGACCACUCUCUGGUUCGAUCAACGGUUCCAGAUUUCUACAUUAAUGCUUCUGUCAUCACAGGUCCUCAUUUGGAUGAUUAUUUCAUUGCCGCCCAAGGGCCGAAGCGAAAUACGUGCGUGGAUUUUUGGAACAUGGUUUUGGAACAGAAGGUCGAGGUUAUUGUUUGCUUGACCAACAUUAUAGAGAACGAUCGAGUGAAAUGCUUCGAAUAUUGGCCCAAUGACGGGGAAAUGCUCCACUUCGACGAGCUUAGCCUUUACACAACAUCAGAAGUCAGUCUACAAAAUGACGUGGGAGUGAUUAGAACCAUUGAAGUCACUAAGGAGGAGGAGGACUCCAAAGUGGAUCCGAUCACGUAUCGAGUGACUCAAUACCACAUGACCUCGUGGCCAGACCAUGGCGUGCCCGAAUCCACGUCGGCCGUUUUGCAAAUGUGUUCGUCGUUGAUGCAGUUCAAAAAUGGCGAACGAUCAAAGCCCGAAAAAUUGCUCCCAGAGGGCCGAAUCAGUGGUCAGAGAACAAACCCGCCCAUUGUAGUUCAUUGUAGCGCGGGGGUAGGACGGACUGGCACAUUCAUCGGGGUGCUCAUGGUUCUCCGUCAAAUAGAAAUUUGUCACUCCUCGGAAGUGGAUAUUGCCUCGCUAGUCAAAAGCAUGCGAGACCAACGCCCCAAGAUGGUCCAAUCGUUCGAUCAAUACAUCUUCAUAUACCAUUGCGUCAAGGACUUCAUCAAUCAAAAAACUGGCCUUGUAGAGAUGAGCGUGUGACGGUGCAGACAAGGGAAGUGAACGCGUUAUUUUGAUUGGCACACCCAUGCAAUGAUCCAACGACGAGACUCAAUAUUGAUUUGUUUUCUGCUCUUGUGAAAUGGAAUGUACCUUGUAUUUGUUAAAACAUGAAAUAGUCAAAAAGCAACGACCUU